AUAGUUGGUAACGCAAUAUAAGCAGAAGGUCAAAAGGUAGUUGGCAACACAUAAUGAAAAAUACGUUAUAUGUGCAAGGUCGCGUGAUUAUUCGACAAUUUUACAUUUUCAGUGGAAUCAGGAAUAAAGUGAAGGCGCCAAAAUGUGUUAAGAUAAAUGGUAUAUAUAAAAUUACUCUAGAAUUGCUCGGAAAAAUGAUAACAAACGCAAUGUAAUUGAAGUUAAUAGCUAAAUUUCGCAAAUAUUAAUGAUUGGAAAACGAAGAGUUGUUCAGUUUAUAUUACUUAAGUAUUCAAAUACUUUAGAUUAUUCAGUUUGGUUUAUAAUCGAAUAUAAAGUUUUUGGUAGGAUUUGAAAGCUUUGACUAAAACUUACAAAAUUUUGAGCCCAUAACUAAGUUCAUUAUAACCAACGAUGGAUUCCGAGUGACCAAUUUUACUUGACUCGAAUGGAAAUUAAACCAGUAAGAACUGGAUGAACUCGGGACAUAAUUUUGGAAUCAGAUGUAAACAAUGUGACCAGUAAGUUGCAGACCCAAGAUUCAAGGAUUUUUAUAUCAUAAAUGUCAACGGUGCAUUUCCAAGAAAAACAAAAAUAGAUCAACCACUUCCGGCUGCAUUGUUGCAUUUGCAGCGUAUCCGUUUACCGGCACGAAAAGUACUUGGUUUCUGCGGUGUUUAAAAUUGUACAUGUCACGCAAUCUUCUGCAUCGUUUAUAAAUUCCUACAUAUCUAUUCAAUUAAACGAUGAAAAAAGUCUCAACAAAUCCACAUUCUAGUGCUUUUGAUGUUUGGAAAAUCUGAUCCUAAUUAAAAUAAUUUUAUUCGCACAAAAAAAAAAAAUAUGGGGACUAACAAUGAAUGGAGACAACGCUCUAACAGCAACAACAUGGUUGAAAGUCAACAACAGCAGCAAAACGGCAGUAGCGGUCUCGGGGCUGCUACUGGUAGUAGUGCAGUAACAGCAGCAACGGCUACCGCUAAUGCUGGUAGUAAUAACAAUAACAAUAAUAAUACAAAUGCUAACAACAACAACAAUAAUAUGGAUAACGACUCUAAAACAAAUUUGAUUGUGAAUUACUUACCCCAGACGAUGUCUCAAGAGGAGAUUCGGUCGUUAUUUGUUAGUUUUGGGGAUGUGGAGAGUUGCAAAUUGAUUAGAGAUAAAGUUACAGGUCAAAGUCUCGGGUACGGAUUUGUAAAUUAUAUAAAACAAGAAGAUGCUGAGAAGGCAAUAAGCUCACUCAAUGGUUUGCGUUUACAAAAUAAAACAAUUAAAGUUUCAGUAGCCCGUCCUAGUUCAGAAUCAAUUAAGGGUGCAAAUUUAUAUGUGUCUGGUCUUCCCAAAAAUAUGACUCAACCAGAACUCGAAGUACUAUUCAGUCCAUAUGGCAAGAUAAUUACCUCAAGAAUUUUAUGCGACAAUAUAACAGGUCUAUCGAAAGGUGUAGGCUUUAUACGUUUCGAUCAACGUCAUGAAGCUGAUCGUGCAAUAAAGGAGCUAAAUGGAACUAUACCAAAAAACGCCACCGAUCCCAUUAUUGUUAAAUUUGCCAAUAAUCCCAGUAAUAAUAAGUCUUUACAACCACUGGCUGCUUAUUUAACGCCACAGACUGCUAGAGCACGCGGUUUUCCCGCCGCAGCAGCGGCAGUUGGGGCAGCUGCCGCAGCGGCAGCUAUACAUCCAUCGGCAGCAAGCCGUUACAGCUCGGUGAUUUCACGUUAUUCACCUUUAGCUGGUGAUCUUUUGGCGAACACAAUGCUACCGGGGAAUCCCAUCAACGGUUCCGGCUGGUGUAUUUUCGUCUACAAUUUGGCACCAGAAACUGAGGAGAAUGUAUUGUGGCAGCUUUUUGGCCCAUUCGGUGCCGUGCAAUCAGUUAAGGUUAUACGUGAUCUGCAAACCAAUAAGUGCAAAGGUUUCGGCUUUGUCACUAUGACUAAUUAUGAGGAAGCUGUUGUCGCUAUACAAUCCCUCAAUGGAUAUACACUGGGCAACCGUGUACUUCAAGUCAGCUUUAAGACGAAUAAAACAAAGCAAACCAACAGCAACAUCAAUGCCAACAGCAGUCAGCACAAUAAUAGUAACAGGCUACAACAACAGAGCCAGCAACAUACUAAUCGUAAAACACAGCAACCCCCCACGGCGGCUACAGCAGCAAGAGCCACUGAUUUGCAAUCACUAUUGAAUUUGCCACCACCACAAACCCCACAUCAAGCAGCUGCAGCCGCGGUCGCAGCAGCAACCAUAGCAAAUGCAGCUGCAGCCGCCUCGAUUAGUUCAUUUGGUGCCAAUGGUUGUAAUCAGCGAACAGGUGCUGUAUCUAUGGCAGGUCGCAGUCCAAUACCUACACCACCUCAGACACAGGCUCUCAUAAAGACAGCAAGCAAAUUUAUCUACAACAAGCCACGCAAUCACUUUGAGUUAUUACAACAACGUGUGCAAAUGCAACAAGAAUUUGCACAUCUUCUUACGAGUGUUGCUGCGAGCAGUGCAGCUGCAGCUGCAGUGCAACAACAUGCACAGCAUCGCGGUCGGGGUGUAGCGGGAGCAGCAAACAACAACUACGCCGGCACGUCCAGCAGUAACACUCGCGCCGCGCAAGCAGCAGCUGCUGCCGCAGCAGCUGCAAAAAAUUCACUUUCUUCCCUUUUACCUUAUUCGAAUUGGUUCUUUUAAGUUAUACAUAUAUUAUUUCUAUCGCAGUUUCUUUAGUAGUUUUAAGUACAAAAUGUUAAUUAUUAACAAAUUGAGUUAUUGAAUUUUAAUCACUUAUGUUUCUUUGAUUAUAAGAUGUGUUCGUGUAUUUAUUGCGCAUAUGCAAUAUUUAGAGAGGUAAUAUAACUGCUUAAUUGCUUUCGGGAAUUAACGCUUAGCCAAUAAUUUUCAAGAUGUUAUAAUUAUUGAUACUUUCGUGCUGAAGUUACAAUUCUUAUUGUUGAAAAAAUCCAAAUCGCUUUUGUUUAUUUAUCAUCAUUAUUACCCACAGUGUAGAUUUAGGUGGUUUGAAUAAUGUUUUUAACUUUGAAAAAACUGAAUAUUAAUAUAUAUUUACGGUUUCUUUUACUUUAUACUACUUUGUAAGAAUUGUUAUAUUUAUUUAAUAUGGAAAUACUUAAACGAUCAUGAGGAAAAAUCUUAUAGAAACACGUUUGAAAUAUGUUAAGAUCUGGAGAAUAAUAAGCGUUUCAAACUAAUUCUUUAAACACAAUAUUAAUCAACAUUAGCAAGAUUUGUAGUUAUUCAUAAAUCAAAGUCGUUAUUAAUGUUUUUUUUUCAACUACAAAAGUUUUGGAACAACUUCAGUUUCAGCCAAUCGUUUUUAAACCAUGAUUUGCAUAGAUGAAUAUUAUUUUAUCAUUUAAAUUUUUCUUUAUUAACAUAAAAUGUAUCUCAAUUGCAUCAUACACCAUCUAACUUGCAUAUAAGCCGAAAAUAUUUAAAACGUUUAUAAAAUUAAAGUUUUUACAACAAACUAUGCGUGAAAUCAUAACAUCUUUUUUGUUUGCUAAAUUUUUUAACAAGUGAGUAUAUACAAUCUACAAGCCGUAAUUCAAGCGUAUUUGUACGUUUUUAUGAAAACAUACAAAUAUAAAAUCCUAGUUUAACAACUUAUAAUUCAGACAGUUUAUUCAUAAUGAUAUCAAAAAUUUAUAAAAUGUUAAAUGUAUUGCAUAAUAUGUAUAAUCCGGAAAUAGUAAUUGUACAUAUUUGUUAGUGCUAAAAGUAUUUACAGAAUUACAUUGAAUAAGGUGCUUGAAACCACAUAAUUCGUAUAUAUUUCUGUUUUUCUUUGGUCUUGUAGAAUAAACAUCAAGUAGCUCCCAGUUGUCACUAUUAAAAAUUUGCUUAGUAUACAUUACAGCCUAUGAUAUUCAAAUAAAUUUUAUACAUGUACUUACAAAUAUUAUACAUUUAAAGAUGUAUUUGAAAUAAAAAAAAAAUAAUGUGUUUAACCAAAAUAGGAUAUUAUUGCAGCAUUAAUUUUCAAAGACAAGAAUUAGUCUAAAUCACCUGAGUUCGUCAUGGGCAGGGAAAUGUCGCAAAUAUAAUAUUUGUAAAUUAAAUUCUGAUCAUUAAAAACUGAUUCAUGAAAUCUGUUGUAAAAAUCGAAUGCUUUUGUUAUAAUACUUAGUUAUUACAAAUUACCUAAUUAUUUUGCAUAAGAGAAUUGUACGUACGAUUUUUACAGGAUUUUCAGUUAUGCUUGUUUUUUAUUAUGUAAAAAUAAAAAUGCAAAAUCAAUUAUGUAAAAAUGAUGUGAAAUACCUACAAAGUAAUGAGAAUAUAAACUAUUUAUGAAAAAAUAAUAGAAAGGAACUAUACAUAUAUUUUUUACAAGUAUAAAAAUACAUGCAUAUAGAAAUUACAACCAAACUAUUCCUGUUUUUAUAGUCCUUGUGAAUCAUUUUUUAUUAAUUCAAAUUAAUAUUUUUUAUUAAUUCAAAUUAAUAUUUUUUAUUAAUUCAAAUUAAUAUUUUUUAUUAAUUCAAAUUUAAAUAUUAUUGAGUUUGAAUUGAUGACAUUUUGCAAAUUAAUCAGGAAAAGAAUACCACAUGCUCACGAAAUAAGGAAAUUUGCAUGACUACCAAAUAACUACCGAAUUCUACAAAUAACAUACAACAACUUUCAAAGUACAGUUUCGGAAGGUAAUAAAUACGUUUUGUUUCAAUAUCAUAUUUCUCAAGAUAAAAGGUUUCCUUUUUAGUUCGUUUAAGUAAACUUGUGAAGAGUCGUUAUCAGAUCAACAACAUCUAUUCUUCAUUUAAUAUAAAAACAAGAUAGUAAUACAGACUACAAUGGACCAAACGUAUGUAAGUACUUUUUUAUUUUGUAUGUACAAAAUAAUAGGUACUCAAUUAUUUAAAUAUGAAAUAUCAUACUGUUUUUUGUACAUGCGCAAUGAAAAUCGGUUUUCUUUCCGCCCUUCAUUAAUUAUACUAAUGAAUUAUGUAAGAUAUGCAUAUACAUACACACACUUCAUAUACGUACAUAUCCAUGUACAAAUAUUAAAAACUUACAAAAUUAUUUGACUUUUUAUUUGUUAGAAUAGAGAUUGGGUAAAACAUUAACAUAUAAUUUAUUCUAAUUGCAAUGCGACUUAAUUUAACGCAAUUAAAAAAAAUUAUUUAUUCGAUAUGGCCAAGAUAUGUGCAAAAAUACUUCAACUGACAGUGACUAAAAUUACUGGAAGAAGAUUUGAUCCAACGGUAAAUUGGCAGCAGAAGCACAAUAACAAAUGAAUACGCAUACAGGGUUGUUAUAACUUCUUAUUAAUUAUUAAUAAUUAUUAUUUCUUAAAUUUUUAAUCAAAAAUAGUAUUAAAUUUUCUGUAUACAUACAUAAUAUAUUAAGAAAUCGAAUUAGAAUUUCGAAAACAAUUAAAACAUCCUUAAAAAAUUUCGAAUACAACGAAUGAAAGUUUGAGAGUUUACAAGAAGUUUAAUUAAUUAAAAAAAACCGAAUUCCUAUGAAACUUAAAGCGAAUAAAUCCGGAGGAUUCUUUGAUUAACAAAUACAUCUAUGUUUUAGGACUAUUUCAUAAAUAUAAAUUAAAUACUUAUUAAAAAAGCUAAGUUUUAAAAGUGGUUAUAAAUAUAAAUACUAUGAAUAUGUAAUAAAAGUAAGGAAUGAAAGUACAUCAACACAAAAAAGAACACUAAGAUAAAGGAGAUAUUUAAAUUUAAUAUUAAAGAGAAAGUGAAUAGAAAAUCAGUAAGUGCAAACAAAAAGUUCAAGGGGUUUUGAAAACAUUUUGAAAUUUCUAAAAAUUUAUGGUAUUAAAUUUUAAUUAACCACAACAUGGUGAUUUAAUUAAGCGUGGAUAUUCAAAAAUACAGGAUUGUCAAAAUUCCUAAAUGGAGAAAUCGUAACUGUGUACUUUUCAUGCACUUGUAAAAUAUAAAGAAUUAUUUGCUAUGUCUAUUUCACAUAUGUAUAGUUCAUAUGUUCACAAAUCACUAUAAUACGCUAAGUCUUAUUCAGAUAUCAGAGGCAAGUUUAGAACUUCCUAGUAGAUUUCCGACUUAAAAAAAACACUGGCAGAAGUUUCCAUAUGUGUGUAAAACCAAAGCCUAUGGCCUAAAUAAAAAAAAGAAGCUCAAAAAAACAUAUAUAUACGUGGUAAUUCAUAAAUGGUCGGCAUAAACUAGGCAAAAACAUGUGUUGUGAAUAAUCGUCGUGCUAAUAUCUUAUGUUUAUCACUGUUAGGUGUAACUAACAUUUCUCUAAAAUAAGUUAUUACAAAUAAAAGGAUUAUUAAAAGACCUAUUGAAAAUUAUUCGGACGAAAAUACAAAAAUUAAAGACGAAAACUAAUUUUAAACAAAGUAGUUGAUAUUAAGAAGUUCAUAAAUUUAUAUCCCAAGCACAUAAAAAUUUUAAAACUUAUCUAUCAAGCAACAUAAAAUAGUUAAUCUUAAAGUAAUCAAUAACUUAAAUUUUCACCUCGGCGGUUUUUAUAUUGUAUAUGUAAGUUCCCUAAACUUUCUUAUGGCAUUUAAAAAGUCAGCCUAUCGUAUGUAUGUAAUACUAUUUUUCUCAAUAACAACAAAAAAAAGCUAUCCUAAGGUAAACAUGAUUUGUUAAAUAUAUGUAAAACGAGCCUAAGCUUCAGUAUUAAAAGCUUUUUGAUAUCAUCUAUAAACUAUCCUAUUGGCGUUGUGUGUUUCAGUGCUUAAAUAUAAUAUUUGCUGAAAUGGUAGCAGGCAAAUAUGGAUGUGCAUGAAUUACGAAAUCUAAUUUGUCAAUAAAUUUCAUGCUAUUGGCUUGCGUAAUUUGUUGGUUUACAAAAAAAUAUACAGCUAGUUACAAUCAAUUGCUCAUAAAUACAUAGUUGUAUGGGCAGGCAAAAAGGUCCCAUUUUAAUUAAUUAAAAUAUAAAAUGCGAGUAUACCUAAGUAUGUAUAUUCGAUAUAAAUCAGAUACAACCGUUGCAGAAGUAUGUUUAAUACACAAAACAAGAAUUAUGAGAUGAAAAUACAAAAUAAAAAGAAACAACAAAUCGUACAAUAAUCCACGAUUCGUUCAUAUGUAUAUACAUACAUGUAUGUAUACGUAUGAAAAUUUUUACUUAAUUUUACAAGUUUCUAAAAAUUCUAUGAAUAUGAUUAAGUUAAGGUAAUAACAUUGACAUAAAGGAUAUUAGAUAACAUAAAAUAAAGGCAUGCAUAUGCAAUACAGAAAUCGUUAACAUAGCAAAAAGUCGCAUAUCUUGAAGUAAAUAAUAAACAAAUAAUCAUAUACGACCGAAUAUAUAAAUAGCGUCAAGAAUAUACAAAUAAAAUUACAUGAUAAGAUAAUUUAAAUUUAUCAUUAACAAUGUAACAACUUGUUAUUGUAAAUGUUCACUUUUGUACUUUUACACCGCAUACAAAAAUAUGAACAAGAAAAAGAGACAACCAAAAACAUUCAAAUCUUAAAAUAAAAUUAAUUAUUUAACUUCAAUAAAUAUAAUAACUAACUAAUAUUGAAAAUAUAUGCAAAGAUAUAUAAAUAUUCUUAUGUUUAUAGGUAAAAAUUGAAUAUAUGAGUUAUUUUAGAGUAGUCUAAAUAUUCGAGAUUGGAUAAUAUUCAAAGUUAUUAUAGAAAAAUAAAACUUCUAAAACCAUUGCUUUCUUUUGACUGGACAACUGUCUUUAAAUAAUACAAUUUUUAUUUAUAAUAUUAUAUUUAAAAUUUUCUUAAUUUGUAAUUUAAUUGGUUUAUUACAAAAAUUUAAAUUUUUACAUUAAUAGAUAUUAAAUCCACUUUAGCAAUCGAAAUGUUUACUACUUCAAACUAUUUUUAAUUAAAUAUAUACUUUUUGUGAAUCAUUUAAUAUGAUGCGUAUAUACAUAUAUUUAUAUAGGUACAUAUUAAAUUACAGAUAAACGUAUGUAUAAACAUAUGCAUGUAGAAAACAUAAAUGAAAUAAUAUAAAUCAAUUCAUUCACUGCGGUUCAUUAAUAUAUCUCAUUAUAAAAGAGAACAGAAGAUCGAAUGUAUUUUGUAAAAUAAGCGAAUAUACUUAUAAACCUAAAAUACUUUAAACACGAACGAAUAUAUAUACAAGUACAUACUACAUAUUGAGCUAGUAGAACCCAAUUAUUGUGUGUAAUUAAUUAUGUAUUUAAAUACAUUAUAUAUUAUUAUAUUAACUA
Bactrocera oleae (olive fruit fly) is the source of this 8140-nucleotide messenger RNA. Lineage: Eukaryota; Metazoa; Arthropoda; Insecta; Diptera; Tephritidae. The record is from RefSeq and is a predicted model, not a curated record.